UUUAGGGAUUAUUAAACAUUUUGGUAUUACAGAGAGCUAUAGGUUUUGUGCAAGAUUAUGGAGGAAUUCGAAAUAAAAACAACACCUUUCUUAAGAUACAAACACGUAGCAAAAUUCAUCGACGAACAUGAUGUAAAAUGUAAUUAUUUUCUUAAAAAGUUUCAUCCUGAAUCAGAAUCAUCGCUACAGAUAUCUCAUAAAUGUAUCCCGUUAACUGUCCAAGUAAAAGCGUUCUUGCCUAAACAAAUUAUUGAUGUAUUGGAUGCUAAACAUGCUGUAAGGGACAUCUACACCAGAGAUUUAGAAAAUCACAAAACGGAAGACAAUGACAGCAGACCUUUGAUUGAAGUUGAGGGAAUGAGAAAUGGUCGGCAAAAGGUUUUCCUUCAAACAAGAGACACAAAUGAAAUGAACUCACAAGAUACGGAGUCAAUGAAAUUCGAAUGUAGUUCUGAUGAAUUCAUUUCCAGAGUAGAUUUGCUUCUAGAGCAAUUUGCUCUGAACCAAUUCAAGACAAAGAUAGAACAGUUACACAGAAUUAGGGAAGAGAUUGCGAAUAAUGAUAUAUCAGGUGGACAAACAUCAAAGAAGAGAAAACUAUCCAUCGACCUGACUACACUUCGAUCAGGUAAAAGUUUUCAUCCCUCAACAGAAAGUGCCCUUGGCGGUGAAUCUACCGUAUUGGAUGAAAUGGAACAUGAAGUUCUGACGGACACAAUUCGCAGCGGGGAAGCAUUGUUUCGAAGAAGAGGAAACACAACUGAAGCUCAAGAGAAAUACCCAGUUCUGACAGAUGAGGUCUCCGAUGGGAUAUUUUUAACAGACCAGCGAAUCCACGGCUGUGGAUACCGAAGUCGAAUUUUGAACAUAUUCGUCGACGAACAAGAUGAUAAACAACACCUUCAAAUUCGCAACAGCAUCAAAAAAACAUUGCGAAAAUACAAUAUCGUUGAUUUUGAAGUAUUGUUUGGAUUAUAUAAGAUACAACUGUUUUCAGGACAUGUUGCUGGUUGUGAGGUAGAAAACAAAUUUGGGUUAUCGGGGACACUAGGUGGAUACACACGUAACGAAAGAAGAAAAGAUAUACGGUCUUUUAGCAAGGCAUUUUGCUGAACCAGAUAUGGACGCACCUCUUGAAGCACAUGCGAGCGUUUACUGUAGAGGCCGUAAUUAUUCGACAUUGGAAAUCGGCAAAGUUGUAAGAUGCCGAGGAAGAGUCGAAUAUGACAUUUCUGCUGCCAAAAUGAUUGUUGAGUCUAGAGAUACACGCUUCAGAAAUUCAGCAGGCGAACAUGUGCGAAGUAGGUUAUUUCGUUUUGACGAAGGAAACCAAGAGGAGCGGCAUGUUUAUAUAUGGGCAAAGGGAGAAACCUAUCCACGGAAAGGAAAAAUUGCCGUACCAUAUUACAAGCAAAGAGCUCUUGAAGGGCAUUAUGUCCUGAUGGAAGACACGAGCGAACUUGAUAGUAAAACGAAUACUUUUAGAUGGAAAAGGUUAUGCGAACGCGGUCAAAGUGGAGCAAUUUUCUGUUCCGAUGAACCAAAUGGAACAUGCGCACAUGUCUUUUCAAUGCUUCAGGGAAUGCAGAAUUACAAAGAAGUGGACUCCAAUCCAAACAAGAAAGGACUGUACCUGUCUUUCGCACUGCAUGAAGGACUGGAACAGUUGAAAAAUGAAAUUAGUGAACAAUUGGAGCUUUGUUAAUUUUUAGUGACUCUGGAAUCAAGACAGACUGCUAUGAUGUCGCCUAUUGUUCUUUCUGUCAUGGUUCUUAAGGCCGCUUUUCUUCUUACGUGUCGAAACGAAACAGUUUUUCGUUUAUAUUUUGUUUUAAACACGUACACAUCAUGUAAUUAUAAAAUAGUCGAUUCCUUCAUUGCAAAUUUAUUGUUAUGAUUCAUUUUCUUACGAAAAUAGUACGAAAACUGUAUUUCGACCUGCAAGGUCGGUUGCGGGUCAGUAUAAUCUACCACAUGAUCAUGAUCAAUAACAAUUUUCACAAUAAUAUGCUGAUGAUAAAUAAAUGCGGUAACUAUGAACAUGCACUACUUUUCUUUUUUUAAACUUAUUUAUUUUACAACGAUUGUUAAAGUUAUUUCAACAUUAUAUUAACCACUCUCUUUGACACAAUU
This is a messenger RNA of Mya arenaria, 2133 nucleotides long. RefSeq lists its product as uncharacterized. The record is from RefSeq and is a predicted model, not a curated record. NCBI's taxonomy places the organism in Eukaryota, Metazoa, Mollusca, Bivalvia, Myida, Myidae. The transcript is spliced from 3 exons. The coding region runs from base 58 to 1113 and encodes 351 amino acids.